CGGAAGCUGUAUCUUCAGCAGUGGAAGUCGUUGAUAAUGACAGUCGAAAUCACGCCCCGAAAAAUGUUUAGAUGACUCUUAGAAAUCGUUACUUUAGGGACACAUUUGCUACUAAGGAUUCAAGACAGGGUUUGUUAGCAAGAAAGACCAUUUUCAAAGGAUUGACAUGCAAGUCUUAGCCCUCAUUAUCACGAACGCCGGCUUCUUGUCCGCCAUUAUGGGUCCGAACAAAUCUUUCAAUGUCAUUCCUGGCUACAGCAAGGUGUCAGUGUGGUAUUUUCCUGUUUGAACGUUGAAGCCAUGAUUUUCAAAUAUAGAGGGACGACUAUACGUCUCUUUAGUACAAAGCUGUUUAUUUUGGUUAUGGUGGGAAUUGGAGCAGUCAUUGCGGUGUUGACGCUACACGAGAUCAUUGCUUUCGAUCCGUCUGGCAAUAUGGACUCUCCACCUUACAAUAAUGGUUUUUAUCUAAAUCGGCCGCAGAAUAAUCCACUUGUGACAAAAUCAAUCGAAAACGCUAUCAAAACUGAAGGAAGGAAUGAAAAUAUAAACAUCAAUAUCCCGCAAGAGAGCUUACGUGUUACAACAAAACGACCAACUCUUAAUUCUUCUCUAAACAAAAGCGUUGAACCUGAGAUUCUGAAACUUAGACAUUUCGUAAGGACUUUGAAUGAAGCGCAGUUCAUCAGAAAUGGCGACAAAUUCGGCACGACUUUGUCUCCAGGUUCAAUUGUGAUCAUUAUUCAAGUGCACGAUAGAAUUGAUUAUUUUUCUCAUUUACUAACUUCUCUGAGGCGCUCGAGAGGAAUCGGAGAUGCCUUGGUUAUCGUGAGUCAUGACUACUACUCCGUGGAAAUGAACAAAUUGGUGGAAUCCAUCGACUUUUGUAGAGUCAUGCAAAUCUUUUUCCCAUUUUCAUAUCAGCUUUAUCCAAAUGAGUUUCCUGGAACUGAUCCUCAGGACUGCCCAAGAGAUAUCAGCCGAGAGAAAGCCAGAGAAAUGGGCUGUAUCAAUGCAGAGACACCAGACAUGUAUGGUCAUUACAGACAAGCACCAUUUACCAUGAUAAAACAUCACUGGUGGUGGAAGGCAAACACAGUAUUUGACUUGCUGAAUGCUACAAAAGACUUUGCAGGCCCAAUAUUAUUCCUUGAAGAAGAUUAUUAUGUUAGUCCAGACUUCUACCACAUGUUAAAAUUGGUGUAUAAUGGCAAAAUGAGUGGUUGUAAGGAGGACUGUGAUUUGAUAACCUUGGGUACAUACAAAGUUGUGGAUAAUUAUGAACUGAAUGGUGCUAAAGACAUGGCAGCCCUUUCAGUUUGGAGAUCACAUGAACACAACAUGGGGAUGGCAUUUGAUAGAAUGACUUGGAAUAAAAUAAAAGAAUGUAGUGAGGUUUUUUGCAAGAGCUAUGAUGAAUACAAUUGGGACUGGUCUUUGAUGAAGAUAAGUGUGUCCUGCUUGCCACAGCCACUCAAGUCGCUCAUUCUCAAGGGUCCAAGAGUUUUUCACCUAGGAGAAUGUGGUCUUCAUCACAAGAAAGCUGAUUGCAAGAUUGAAGCUACUGUGCAGAGGUUCCAAACCAUCAUAGAGAAGAACACAAACAGCCUUUUUCCACCCUCGGUGAACAUACAGCCGGGUGACAACAAUAUAGGUUCUAAAUUUAGUCCUAACGGGGGAUGGGCGGAUACAAGGGAUCAUACACUGUGUUUCCAGUUGAUGCAAAAGAGGUGAUGCACAGCAAAGGAAGUUCUUCGUGGGUAACAUGAAAUCAUACCUUAGAAAAGAGGUAGAUUUAAAUUGCCCUGUAUAAAAGCUUAACGACUGACUUCUAAUCUUCCAUUCCAUGGAUCAAAAGCAGUGCUAAAGAUGUACAGAUCCUAAAUUAAAAUGAAAAAACUUGAGUCAAGCAGAUAACGAGUUGAUGGUAUUUUUGUACGAAUGGAUGAUGUUCCAGUUCUGCUGUAGUGUUUGGUAUUAGUUUUUGAUCCACCCCUUUCCAAUCAUUCUUGAACUCUUAAGCUAGAACUAUUUUUUUAAAUGUAAGUACUCUUUGUAAACAGUGUAUUUAAUACAAAUUAACUUUUACAAACCAUGCAGCAAAUAUAUGGUCAGUUUAGGAGUCAGAAGCCUGGUCCAGAAGGAACUUAUCACAGUUUAUUUGGCCCCACCCCACCCCCCUCAGGCUUUGCUAACAGUUUGCCUCUACCUCUUUAUAAUUUUUUGUUGAAGACACACUGCAAGAGUUACUUGUAAGUGUCCUAUUCAUUGGCAAAGCACAUGUUCCAGCUGAUAGUCCAAUCUGGCCCAAGGAUCCUGGGCACCACUGGUAAUCACUGAGCUAUCCCAUCUCCCUCCCCAAAACAAUAUAGAAGUUACAUAACAGGUCUGCAGUUAUCUCAGCCUGUGCAACUUUUAAGGUGAAGUGUUGAGUUUUUGGGUUUGAAUCAACUGUGGAAUUCCUUACUAAAUUUUCAAACCAUGAUUACAUCGGAACGAAUUUCAUAGUACUUGUUUUUAACAAGACAUGUACAUACAUGUGAAGUAUCAAACAUAAAACCUACAAUUCUAGGAUUUGUUGAGUUUAAUGUGCAUAAGCUUCAGUUUUGGUCUUUUUUCCAGGUUUUACUUCAUCUCCAAUUCUCUCUUCCAAAAAGGUGCAAUCAAAAAGUGCAACUGUUUUCAAGUUUGGUUAUAGCUUUGCCCCACAUGUUCUCUUUCAAAAAGGGAAAUCUGCUGUGGCAAUUAAGAAAACAGUAAUACUUGUUAUAAGUGGUGUCGUAUGGCAUCAGAAUGCAGUCACUUCACAAUUAUUUAAGUAAAAUAGCUCAACAAUGUGUCACGAGUUAUUUGUUUAGUCAGGGCUUAAAAAUGUGUAGUGUCAUAGACUUGUAUCCCAUUCACACCAAAGCUUUAAUAUGUUAAAGCUGUUUUGUUUUACAUUGUCAACUUGAAAUUUAGCACAGAUUUGCUGGUGUGAAUGAGGGUCUUCCCAUCUCCCACAGUUAACAAUACAAUGUACAUGUCCCAAUUUAUUCUGUUUUGACCCUAUAAAUCCUAAGAUCUGUUAAUUCUCCCCUCUAACAACCACACUUUCCUUGGAAAUUAGUGACAAGAAUUUGGUAUUAGAUUUAGAUAAAAAAAAAAUAACCUGAUAAGUUUGUCUCAAAAGGACUGGGGACUACCG
Stylophora pistillata is the source of this 3187-nucleotide messenger RNA. Its product is annotated as alpha-1,6-mannosyl-glycoprotein 2-beta-N-acetylglucosaminyltransferase. Gene Ontology annotation, cellular component: Golgi stack; Golgi membrane. Gene Ontology annotation, biological process: protein N-linked glycosylation; oligosaccharide biosynthetic process. The record is from RefSeq and is a predicted model, not a curated record. Gene Ontology annotation, molecular function: alpha-1,6-mannosylglycoprotein 2-beta-N-acetylglucosaminyltransferase activity. NCBI's taxonomy places the organism in Eukaryota, Metazoa, Cnidaria, Anthozoa, Scleractinia, Pocilloporidae.